Messenger RNA from Musca vetustissima, 1215 nucleotides. It is a transcript of the gene fz, whose product is annotated as frizzled. The transcript is spliced from 5 exons. Gene Ontology annotation, molecular function: Wnt-protein binding; Wnt receptor activity. NCBI's taxonomy places the organism in Eukaryota, Metazoa, Arthropoda, Insecta, Diptera, Muscidae. The record is from RefSeq and is a predicted model, not a curated record. Gene Ontology annotation, cellular component: plasma membrane. The annotation marks the transcript as partial. Gene Ontology annotation, biological process: non-canonical Wnt signaling pathway; canonical Wnt signaling pathway.
UCGAAAAAGGUUACAACGAGGAAAAAUUAUGCCGGAAUGGAUAGUGCACAUCCUCAUAGGGAUAUUGGUUUUGUCUGUCCCAUGCAAAUGCAAACGCCACCCGAUAUGGGCUAUUCGCUGAAAGUUGGAGGAAAGGAAAAACUCCACUGUGGUGCUCCCUGCCAUGCCAUGUUCUUCCCAGAAAAGGAACGUACCGUAUUGAGGUAUUGGGUUGGCUCAUGGGCAGCCGUUUGUGUUGCCAGCUGUUUAUUUACGGUCCUCACCUUCCUCAUAGACUCUUCGCGUUUCCGCUAUCCCGAGCGGGCCAUAGUCUUCUUGGCCGUGUGCUAUUUGGUGGUGGGUUGUGCCUAUGUUGCGGGUCUAGGAGCUGGUGAUUCGGUGGCAUGUCGUGAACCCUUUCCACCACCAGUCAAGUUGGGUCGCUUGCAAAUGAUGUCCACCAUUACACAGGGUCAUCGCCAGUCAACGGCCUGUGCCAUUCUAUUCAUGGCUUUGUAUUUCUGCUGCAUGGCAGCCUUUGCAUGGUGGUCAUGUUUGGCAUUUGCCUGGUUUUUGGCGGCUGGCCUAAAAUGGGGCCAUGAGGCCAUUGAAAAUAAAUCACAUCUCUUUCAUUUGGUCGCCUGGGCGAUACCGGCGCUGCAGACAAUUUCCGUAUUGGCAUUGGCCAAAGUUGAAGGUGACAUCUUAUCCGGCGUGUGUUUCGUUGGUCAAUUGGAUACCCAUUCCUUGGGCGUAUUCCUCAUCCUACCCCUCUGCAUUUAUCUCUCCAUCGGAGCCCUCUUCCUGCUAGCUGGCUUUAUAUCACUCUUCCGCAUUCGUACCGUUAUGAAAACUGAUGGCAAACGGACCGACAAACUGGAACGCCUUAUGAUGCGUAUUGGAUUCUUCUCAGGCCUAUUCAUCCUACCCGCCUUAGGCUACCUCGGUUGUCUCUUCUACGAAUAUUAUUAUUUCGAUGAAUGGAUGGUACAGUGGCAUCGUGAUAUAUGUCGCCCCUUUUCAAUACCUUGCCCCCUACCAAGGCCAGAUGGUUCCGAGUCGAGGCCUAUUUUCCAAAUUUAUAUGGUGAAAUAUUUGUGUUCAAUGUUGGUCGGUGUGACAUCGAGUGUGUGGUUAUAUUCCAGUAAGACAGUGGUAAGUUGGCGUAAUUUUGUCGAGAAGCUGCAGGGGAAGGAGACAAGGACAAGGGGGCAGGCGUAUGUGUAAAAUGGAGGA